Messenger RNA from Cynara cardunculus var. scolymus (artichoke), 1323 nucleotides. RefSeq lists its product as uncharacterized. The record is from RefSeq and is a predicted model, not a curated record. Lineage: Eukaryota; Viridiplantae; Streptophyta; Magnoliopsida; Asterales; Asteraceae. The coding region runs from base 1 to 1323 and encodes 440 amino acids. The transcript has 3 exons.
AUGGAGGGAGAGGAAGCACGUGGAGGCAUCAAUGUGGCUACUGACAAAGAGAAUUCUACGAGCACCAUGAUUGCGGACUCAAGGGAUCAUGUGGCGAAGGGAUCAAAUUAUUUAGAUGUUAUGGUUCUUGAGGUUCAUGGCCAAUUUUUGCAUUGCCAACUUAAUAUGCGGGGGAUUCAAGAUCCGAUUUUCAUUUCGUUUGUUUCUGGGGCUAAUAACGGUAUUAAGCGGAAGAAGUUAUGGUCGGGUCUCCGGAAAUUCAAAGUCGUAUUAGGGUCGAAACCUUGGGUUGUUUUAGGUGAUUUUAAUGUUAUGUUGUUUCCGCAUGAUAGGUAUGGAGGGUCCUCUCGUAGAAAUGUUGAUAUGUCUGAGUUCUAUACUUGUGUGGAGGAUGUAGAGCUGUUUGAUUUACAUUAUACGGGGAUCCAUUUCACAUGGAAUCAAAAACCAAAUGAGGAGGGGGGUAUUAGACGUAAACUGGAUAGGGUGUUGGCUAAUACGGAGUUUACACCAAUGUUCCAUGAUGCCAAUGUCCAUUUCCUUCCUUGUGGUUUAUCGGAUCAUUCUCCGGCGGUGCUAACCUUUAAAGGAGGGACUCGAAAGAAGAUAUGGGGUUUCAAGUUUGACAAUUUUUUGGUGGAGCACCCGUUAUUUUUGCAGAUUGUGAAAAAUGAAUGGUCUAAACAAGUGGAGGGUUCUUUCAUGUUUCGAAUGACUAGUCACUUAAAAGCUCUCAAGACUCCUUUACGAAAGCUUCGGAACUCCUAUGAUACGAUUCAGGUGGCCGUGGACAAUGACCCUUCUAAUGAGGACUUGAGUUUCGAACUAGGCCAUCUUCGGCUAGCCUACCAAAAAGCUUGUUGGGAUGAGGAAUGUGCAGUGAAACAAAGAGCUAAAGUAAAGUGGUUGAAUGAGGGUGAUUCGAAUACCAAAUUCUUUCAUGGUGUGAUCAAAGAAGGGAGACAUGUUAAUUAUAUUCAAUUAGUGUGUACUAGUCACGGUAAUUAUGUGUAUGAGGAGGAUGUCCCUAUGGUGUUUGUGGAGUACUUUAAAGGUUUUCUUGGUUUGAGGGAUGAUUUGGUUGAUCUGAAUAUGCCAGAUGAUCUGUUUUCAAGGAAGCUCUCGUUAUCGGAUGUUAAUCAUACGAUCCAUCCUAUUUCAAAUGAGGAAAUUAGAUCUGCAAUGUUCAGCAUUGGUAAUAAUAAAGCUCCAGGAUCAGAUGGGUACUUUGCCCGGUUCUUCAAGGCUUCGUGGGACAUUAUUGGUCGUGAUGUGGAGGUAGCCAUUCAUAACUUCUUUUAUAGAGGUAACCUUGCUAAAUAG